UCUCAGUCAACCAAGAGACGCCGUCUCGCGUGGAUCAACAGGUGUUGUCGUUACCUGUGGAAAACGCGUUCACCAGCAUGGGAGCCGUGUACGUUUGCUGUCUGUUGGCCAUGCUAUCCGUAUUUCUCACGGUGGAAGCUGGUGACAUGAUGCGAAAGAGCAUCGUUUUCGACAAGAACACGCCAGACGUGUUCUACUGUCCGCAGCAGAAACCGACUGGUUUCGAGAAAAUGAUCGUCAAUGCGAAACCGUUGUCCAGACUUUGCCAAUUCGAGGGCAAACCGAUACCGCCCGAUUACAAAAGUGAUUGCUACAACGACGUGGACGAGACCGAAUACGCCUGCAAAGAGAAAUAUAGAAUUAUGAAACGAUUCAGAAAUAUGGAAGGGGAUGUGAAAACUACGGAUGACUUCACCAGCAAAUAGAUGAGAAAAUUAUUGCUGCACGGCCGAGCCAAUUUUGCAAAUACCGGCUCCUUCCACUAAUGCUCAAACUUGCAACCACCAGUUCUAUUACGAGUCAAAUAUUUUUUAUGACGUUUAUUAGAUAGAUUUAACAGUGAAACUCCAUUUAUCACGAUGUCCACUUGUCCCGCAAACGUAUUUAAAUGGAGUUCUGCUGUAGUUUUAAAAACUAAGUGACUCUACGAUUGUUAGAUCGUUGCAUUUACAUUUAUAGAUGGAAAUUAGUACAAAUCUUUGCAAUGAUUCAAUCGUAUUAACGAAACAUGUAUCGCAUGUAAUAGUCUUUAUGGAGUUCACGCUUUUUUAACUCGAAAUUGUCAAGUUUUAUAUUUUUUUAAUUGUAAGAUCAGACCGGUGCUAUGUAGUUUUCGAGCUUGGUGCCGGAAUAUUUAUAGAUUUUUUUUUGUAACAAUAUUAAUAAAACUAACAGUCGACGGAU
Messenger RNA from Megachile rotundata (alfalfa leafcutting bee), 903 nucleotides. RefSeq lists its product as uncharacterized. Lineage: Eukaryota; Metazoa; Arthropoda; Insecta; Hymenoptera; Megachilidae. The record is from RefSeq and is a predicted model, not a curated record.